CGCAACGAUUACACGCCCUGUUCAUCGAACCGCUGGAUCAAGCAAUCCAAGAAGCGAUCUGAGGACGUGCCUGUCCGACUUUGGCAGCUCGCAUCGCGGAUUGAUUUCUGACCCCGAUUUCCCAUGAUGCUGCAACUCUACGUCUGGGGCCCGGCAUUCGGCCUGCCGUCGCUCGACGCAGAGUGUCUCGCCGCCAUUGCCUUCCUGGUGCAAACCCUCAGCCCAGUCGACUACCAUCUCAUCCAAAGCAGCCCCUCCGCCGUCCCGACCCAACACCUCCCCGCCCUCCAUGACCCCUCCACUUCAACCUGGACAUCCGGCUUUCGCGCCAUAGCAACUCACAUCCAACAAACCCACCCGCCACCGACCUUCCACAACGACCACACCUCCCCGCCGCCACCAUCACCGUCAUCCAACCCCGCCGACACCGCCCCCGCCAUCGCAGACGGCAUAGCCUACACGACCUUCCUCACCGCCCACGCGGCGCCCCUCCUGUCCCUCUCUCUCUACGUCUCGUCCGCCAACUACGCCUCCGCCACCCGCCCGGCCUACUCCGCCGUGCUCCCCUUCCCCCUGCCAUGGACUGAGCCGCCCGCCGCGCGUGCCGCGAUGGUGCGGCGGGCUGCGCAUCUGGGCAUGUCUGUCCUCGACACAGAUUUCGUUUCCGAAGAGGAUAAUAGUACGAAUGCAGUGGUGGGAAUGGAGGGAUGGGUUGAUAUACCGGCUGCGGUCCGGCUUAAACCUAAGAAUGUCGGGGUGGGGGGUUUGUUGAGUCCUGAGCAGAAGAGGAGGAUCAGGCUGGAGGGGUUGGCCGGGGAGGUGCUGGAUGUGUUGGGUGAGGUUGCGUGGGAGCGGCAGAGGGUUGAGGUGAGGUGUCUUGCGUGGGGAUAUCUGGCGCUGAUGCUGCUGCCGGAUGUGCCGCGGCCGUGGCUGAGGGAGGUUAUGGAGGGGCGGUAUCCCGGGUUGUGCGAGUUUGUGAGGGAGUUUCGGGGAGAGGUGUUUCCGGAGGGGAAGGAGUUGCCAUGGGUUGGAGGGAAGGACUGUGAGUCGGUUGUUGGGGUCGGGGCGAGGUUUGCGAGGGGCGUGCUGGGUGAGGUGCCAUUGAUAGGAGAGCAGUGGACGCGGUGGUGGGCCGGGAGAAAGAGGAGGCAGGUGAUGGCGAGCAAGGGAAUAAGGACUAAGUCUGGCGGCGACCUGCUUUUACUGCUUGGGGCAGGGCUAGGGCUUACAGCCAUAAGCGCAGGUGUCUUUUUUUAUCGCGGUCUGCCGCCGUUUGGCGAGGGGGUGCAGGUUUGGCGGAAGCCGGUGGUCACACUGAGCAGCUUCGGGGCAGCGGGGGCCAUGUUCUCAGGGGCGCUCUACGGGUUAGAUUAGGGGCGGUUAUAUCAGAUACGGCCUCGUGGUGACGGCUUGGACGAACAGAUUCCCCUCUAGAGCUACGUUACACUUGGGGUGUGUUCUUGCACUACUUGGUCUUGGAUAACUUGAUGUCUUCAAGACUAGCAUAUCCAGUCAGAGAUCCUCUUGAUCAAAAUCUGGUUUGAAAUCCAGGUUAUCAUUGAUCAUGAGACAUUAUCUCCGUUGUAAAUCGCAGUUUGGAAUUGGUAG
Molecule: messenger RNA, 1608 nt
Organism: Parathielavia appendiculata
Lineage: Eukaryota; Fungi; Ascomycota; Sordariomycetes; Sordariales; Chaetomiaceae
Exons: 2
Coding region: 124-1374 (416 amino acids)
Biological process (GO): mitochondrion organization
Cellular component (GO): cytoplasm; SAM complex
Source: RefSeq, a predicted model, not a curated record